AUGGACAUGCUCAAAGCCCUGGAGAAUAUGGCACAGACCAGCGCAACAGCCAAUACUUAUGCAGACGUAGAUCGUUGGAUGCAGCUUUUUGGAUACACAGCUGAACAAGCGGAAGAAGCAAUCGAGACGCAUUUCCAGAAUCUGUCUCACAUUACCAUAUCGGAUGAUCAUUGGGGCCUCGUGCGCGAUACCAUGGAGGCUCAAGGCCAUGAUCAGGAGAGCUAUGCCCAUUACAUUACGCAUUUCGCCUCGAGCCCAUCCAUACAGCAGCAUCUUUGCCCGACAAACUCAAGUACAAAGAAGAAACAUGCCGAAGAAUACCUCAUCGGACUUGUCCGUGGGCUGAAUGCGGUAGACAUUCAAACCAUUGCGGGACUCUCACAACCACUAAAGAUAGUGCGGAACGACACAGGCAAUAAGGAUUUCGCGGUCGUGGAUGCCGCAACAGUCGCCGCACUCAGGAGGGCGCUUCCAGGGCUUGUUUUUGUCCCACUCCCUGGAUCUGCCAUCAAAGAUUUGUCGGACAUUUCAAUAGCUCCCACACUUGGCGUCGACGCCACGCUCCCACAGCGUCGCAUCAGCAACGUGCCGUCCCCCCGUCAGAACGAACAUCCUGUGUCAUACUUCUUCUAUGGCACUUUGGCGGAUCCCGAUAGGCUGUCUAGGCUACUAGAUCUGGACUGUGAGCCCUCGCUUAGCGCUGCAACCAUCUCGCGAGGCAGCAAGAAGAAGUGGGGUCGUUAUUAUGCCCUUGUGGAUGGGUUGGAGCAGGACAGUGUCCAGGGAUGGCUGUACAAAGUAGCUAAUAAGGAGCAUGAAGAUGAGCUUAGGAGGUACGAAAGUAGCAACUAUGAGGUGGUCAGGUGCGAGAUCGAGGCUGGAGGGGAGGUGAUUUCUGGUUUGACGUUCAGGUGUUGUGGCGAUGAGAAAGAGCUCUCCUAA
Messenger RNA from Didymosphaeria variabile, 942 nucleotides. RefSeq lists its product as uncharacterized. The transcript has a single exon. The record is from RefSeq and is a predicted model, not a curated record. Bases 1 to 942 code for a protein of 313 amino acids. NCBI's taxonomy places the organism in Eukaryota, Fungi, Ascomycota, Dothideomycetes, Pleosporales, Didymosphaeriaceae.